AUGGCGGCACAGUCCAGCUCCUCCAGCGGGGGAUACGACCAAGGGGGAUACGACCAAGAGCAAGACCACGAUAGCGCGUACAUGGCCGACGACCUGCCGUCCUCGUCCAUAUCCAGCGGCGGAAGACGACCAGCCCACCUCCGCCCGGCACGGCGGACGCGUGCAGCUGCACACGACCCGAAUGCUCCCCUGCGAGACGAUUACGGUAUCGGCCGGAGCGCGGGGAAGGUGAAGGGCACGGGAGCGGACCCCGGCCGGCGCGGCCGGACGGUGAAGAAUGCCGUGGGCGGGGGCAUGGUCGCGAGCAUGAAGCGCGGGAUGAAGGCGGCCAUCGCCCUCGUCCUCCUAGCCCUCCUCAACUACGCCUGGUUCGCCCGGACACACAAGCAUGUCCAGGCCGUCGGGGGAUGGAAGGCCGUCCUCGCCCGCCCGUUCACCUCCACCUUCUCCAGCGACACUGACACUGGGACCACGACAGGCGGCCACAAGCUGAUCGACAUUGAGAUUCCACCCCAGGUCCGCCGGCCGGACCACCACCACCCCGGCGUGCAGCAUGAUGAGAUGUAG
Messenger RNA from Apiotrichum porosum, 567 nucleotides. RefSeq lists its product as uncharacterized. The transcript is spliced from 2 exons. NCBI's taxonomy places the organism in Eukaryota, Fungi, Basidiomycota, Tremellomycetes, Trichosporonales, Trichosporonaceae. The record is from RefSeq and is a predicted model, not a curated record. The coding region runs from base 1 to 567 and encodes 188 amino acids.